CCGACCGGCAGGGGGCGCUGUGACGGUCGCGCCGCUCUGCCCGCGCCGCUCGCUGGUUGCGGCCGGAAGCGGCGCUGGCGGCGGCAGCCCCGGGAGCGGCGGCGGUGCCGCCAUGAAGCGGGACGUGCGGAUCCUGCUGCUGGGGGAGGCCCAGGUGGGGAAGACGUCUCUGAUCAUGGCUCUGGUGGGAGAGGAGUUCCCCGAGGAGGUGCCACCUCGUGCGGAGGAGAUCACGAUCCCGGCUGAUGUCACACCCGAAAAGGUCCCCACACACAUUGUGGACUACUCAGAGUCAGAGCAGACUGAGGAUGAGCUGCAGGAGGAGAUUGCUAAGGCCAACGUGGUCUGCGUGGUAUAUGAUGUCACCAAGGAAGCCACGAUUGAGAAGAUUCGCACAAAAUGGAUCCCCAUGGUGAACGGGGGAGCUGAAAAGGGUGCCAGGAUCCCCAUUAUUUUGGUUGGAAACAAGUCUGACUUGCAGAUGGGGAGCUCGAUGGAAGUCAUCCUGCCCAUCAUGAACCAGUUCUCGGAGAUUGAGACCUGUGUGGAGUGCUCAGCCAAGAACCUCAAGAACAUCUCUGAGCUCUUCUACUAUGCCCAGAAAGCUGUGCUGCAUCCCACUGCACCCCUCUAUGACCCGGAGGAGAAGCAGCUGAGACCUGCGUGUUCACGAGCGCUGACUCGGAUAUUCAACCUCUCAGACCAAGAUAAUAACCAGAUCCUCAGUGAUGAUGAACUCAACUACUUUCAGAAGUCCUGCUUUGGAAACCCGCUGGCUCCCCAGGCCUUGGAGGAUGUGAAGAUGGUUGUGUGGAAGAACACUACGGAUGGAGUGCAGGACAAUGGCCUGACGUUAAAUGGCUUCCUCUUCCUCAACACACUCUUCAUCCAGAGGGGCCGCCAUGAGACCACGUGGACUAUCCUUCGCCGCUUUGGCUACGAUGACGAGCUGGAGCUGACAGAUGACUAUCUGUACCCACAGUUCCGCCUGCCCCCUGGCUGCUCGACGGAGCUCAACCACCUGGGCUACCAGUUCCUGCAGCGGCUCUUCGAGAAGCAUGACAAGGACCAGGAUGGUGCCCUCUCUCCCGCAGAGCUGCAGAACUUCUUCAGCGUCUUCCCCUGCAUGCCCUGGGGCCCUGAGCUCUACAACACGGUAUGCACCACUGAUAAAGGCCUGCUUUCCCUGCAUGGAUUUCUCUGCCAGUGGACGCUUGUAGCCUACCUGGAUGUGCGGCAGUGCCUGGAAUGCCUCGGCUACCUGGGCUACCCCAUCCUCUCGGAGCAGGACUCCCAGACGCAGGCCCUCACAGUGACCCGGGAGAAGAGGAUUGACCUCGAGAAAGGCCAGACUCAGAGAAACGUCUUCCUAUGCAAGGUGCUGGGAGCCAGGGGCGCAGGCAAGUCUGCCUUCCUGCAGGCCUUCCUCGGCAGGAGCCUCGCGGCCCAGAGGGAGAACCCAGGACAGCCAUCUCUCUACACGAUCAAUACUGUGCAGGUCAACGGCCAGGAAAAGUACCUUAUACUGCACGAGGUCAGUGCUGAGACAAAGUUCUCAACGCCGUCAGACGCAGCCUGCGAUGUUGCCUGCUUGAUAUAUGACCUGAGCGACCCCAAAUCCUUCAGCUACUGUGCCAGCAUUUAUAAGCAACACUACAUGGACAGCCAGAUCCCCUGCGUUUUUGUGGCCUCCAAGACAGACCUGCCAGAAGCGAGCCAGCAGCCCGGGCUGUCCCCCGCCGAGUUCUGCUACAAGCACUGCCUCCCACCACCAUUCCUCUUCUCCUGCCACAGCCAGGGCCCACCCAGCACCGCCAUCUACACCAAGCUGGCCACCGCCGCCACGUUCCCCCACCUGAACGCCGUGGAGCUGGGAGCCGCGUCCUUCUGGCUCCGGGUGGCCCUGGGGGCCGCAGUGACCGCCCUGGUGGGGUUUGCGCUGUACCGCGUGCUGGCCAAGAACAAGUGAGAGCUGCUCUCCGCCCCGUCCUCCCUGUGCCACCGGCUCCCCGUCCUGAGCGAUGCCCCAUGAGGGCCCUCUACCCGCUGGUCCCUGGUGGGAAAUCUCCCUCCCCCAGCCUCAAUUACAGGACCAGAGAAGCCAGAGUUCCCAGCACCAGCAGGAUGGAUCCUUGGCACCAGCCAGCCUCACCCCGCUGGCCCCCGGGCACCUUGCCUGCGCGGCAGCUGGGGGGGGCCUCCUCCCUGGAAGCCAAAGGGAUCGCUCCCUUCUUUUAUUCUGUUAAUGGUUUUUUAAUGUUUGUUUUUAUGUUCAAACACGAGUGUUUAUCUGCCCAUGGGUUAGGCACGUCCCUUCUGCAGGGGGCUGUGCUGGGGCCCUCAGUUCUGCAGGGUGACACCCCUGGAGCCCCUUAAGUCACGCUCCCAUCUCAAGUCCUUGUUUCCCAAUACCAUCCCACCUCAAUCUUGGCCCAUUUGCCCUCCUCCCCUGCCUGCCUCUGUGUCCCAUCCUCCCCACAACCAGUAUUCCCAGUGCCAGAGAGCACUCCACAGGCUGAGGACGCAGGCCUUUGCCUGGCAGUGCCAUCACUGAGUCGGUGCCACGUGCCAGUACAUGGCCCUUGUCCUGCUGUCCCCUCUGUGGGUGCCUGGCCAGAACAUUGCACCUCCUGGUACGACUGGAAGCUGUUUCCCUCCCAUGCCUGGCUCUGGCCCGUUGGCAUUUCAGCCAGCAUGAAUUUGGGACUGCCCCUGUUCUCAGCAUCCCAAAGGGCGAUGCCAGCCCGUGCUGCUCCCUGGGAGCUCCACGCUCUACUCACCCCUACUCCAGCCUCCCAACCCCCUUCUGCUGUGCCCCGGGGGGGCUCCUGGUGAAAUAAGUGACACUAGCUCUUAGGCUACACUCAGGGUAGGCUUAUUUGCAGGCAGCUCGGGGCAGCGCCGCUGCUUCUCUGUCCCUUUGUCUAUUUAAACUUUUCCUGUGGCCUGGAGCCAGCAAGGGGUUGGAGAAGCCACCAUUUGUGGGAUGCAUCCUGCCAUGCUGGCACCGUCCCCAGCGCUGUCCCUGUCCAGAGGUGCUUUUGCCAGCCUGGGGUUCUCCACUGGUACCCAUGGGGCCGUGUCCUUGUGCUUUCCAUUCCCGCUCCGUCCCGCUGCCUCCCAGGAGUGCAUCUGUGGGGCAGAGCCCUGGGGCACAGGGGUGACCCUGCACCCCGCAGCGCUCCGGGCCUGCUGCAGCCGUGCUGUUUUAGGUUUGUUCUCUACAAUCAAAUAAAUUUUUACACACUUUCCCUUCA
Numida meleagris (helmeted guineafowl) is the source of this 3257-nucleotide messenger RNA. It is a transcript of the gene RHOT2, whose product is annotated as ras homolog family member T2. The transcript has 19 exons. Gene Ontology annotation, cellular component: mitochondrial outer membrane. Gene Ontology annotation, biological process: mitochondrion organization; regulation of mitochondrion organization; small GTPase-mediated signal transduction. The record is from RefSeq and is a predicted model, not a curated record. Gene Ontology annotation, molecular function: GTPase activity; GTP binding; calcium ion binding. Lineage: Eukaryota; Metazoa; Chordata; Aves; Galliformes; Numididae. Bases 113 to 1969 code for a protein of 618 amino acids.